Molecule: messenger RNA, 4459 nt
Organism: Carcharodon carcharias (great white shark)
Lineage: Eukaryota; Metazoa; Chordata; Chondrichthyes; Lamniformes; Lamnidae
Gene: clocka
Product: clock circadian regulator a
Exons: 21
Coding region: 389-2581 (730 amino acids)
Biological process (GO): circadian regulation of gene expression; regulation of transcription by RNA polymerase II
Cellular component (GO): CLOCK-BMAL transcription complex
Molecular function (GO): protein dimerization activity; DNA-binding transcription factor activity, RNA polymerase II-specific; E-box binding
Source: RefSeq, a predicted model, not a curated record
CGGCUGAGUUGCACGGCGCUGGUGAAAUAGCUGCAGAUCUUCGGGCUCUGACAGAACGUCUGAGCGCCAACGUUCGAGUUCCUAACGGACUCUCAGCAACGGUUCAUUCGCUAGAGUGAAGGAGAGAGGGGGAGGGGCCAGAACCUCAACUUGGUGGUGGGAAUGAAAUAAAGAAUAUAAAGAAAGGAUAAGCCAAGUUUCCCUCCGGAAUUGAGUUUGUGCAGCAAUUAACAUCGGCUGUGGUCAUAACACAAUCAAAGGAGUAAAAUGUAAACACGGUGCAUUGUUUGCAUUCAGGGUGAAUUUGCAUAAAAGAGGCAAUCGACGAAAUAUCUACCAUAAGAUGAAGUAUCUCUGCCUGCCUCAGCGACCAUAAACAGGGAACAAAAUGAACUCAAGCUGUGCUGACAGGGAUGACGGAAGCAUUUUUGAUAGACUAAUGGAAGAAGAUGAUAAGGACAAAGCAAAAAGAGUGUCUAGGAACAAAUCUGAGAAGAAACGACGAGACCAAUUCAAUGUGCUGAUCAAAGAACUUGGCUCCAUGCUACCUGGUAAUACUCGGAAAAUGGAUAAAUCAACAAUAUUACAGAAAACAAUUGACUUUUUACAGAAGCACAAAGAAAUCACAGCACAAUCAGAUGCUAGUGAAAUACGGCAUGACUGGAAGCCUACAUUCCUUAGCAAUGAAGAGUUUACACAACUGAUGUUAGAGGCAUUAGAUGGAUUUUUUAUAGCAGUAACAACUGAUGGAAACAUAAUACAUGUAUCAGAAAAUGUGACUCCCUUACUUGAACAUUUACCUUCUGAUCUUCUGGAUCAAAAUUUAUUGAAUUUUCUGCCAGAGGUGGAACAUUCGGACGUUUAUAAAUUCCUUUCUGCUCAAAUAUUGGAAAACGGUUCUUUGGUCCCAGAUUAUUUAAACUCAAACAAUCAGCUAGAAUUCUGCUGCCAUAUGCUAAGAGGAACAAUAGACCCUAAAGAACUGCCUGUAUAUGAAUAUGUAAAAUUCAUAGGGAAUUUAAAAUGUCUGAAUAACGGAGUUAUAGUAAAGCCAACUUAUGAAGAAAGAGUUUGCUUUGUAGCAACUGUCAGAUUAGCCACACCACAAUUUAUUAAGGAAAUGUGCACUGUUGAAGAACCAAAUGAAGGAUUUACAUCAAGACACAGUUUGGAGUGGAAAUUUUUGUUUCUUGAUCACAGGGCAUCUCCAAUAAUAGGCUAUUUACCAUUUGAAGUGCUAGGCACAUCUGGCUAUGAUUACUAUCAUGUGGAUGACUUAGAAAAAUUGGCAAAAUGCCAUGAAUACUUAAUACAGUACGGAAAGGGCAGGUCUUGCUACUACAGAUUUCUUACAAAAGGGCAACAAUGGAUGUGGCUUCAGACUCAUUAUUACAUUACUUAUCAUCAGUGGAACUCCAGGCCAGAAUUCAUUGUCUGUACUCAUACUGUUGUAAGUUAUGCAGAAGUACGAGCAGAGAGAAGACGAGAGCUUGGAAUAGAAGAGUCCCCAUCAGAGAUUAUUGCUGACAAGGAUUCAGGAUCUGACACUAAGCUAAACACAAUCAGUCUCAAGGAAGCAUUGGAAAGAUUUGAUCACAGCCAUACUCUAUCUGCUUCCUCCAGGAGUUCGAGAAAGUCUUCUUCACAUACUGCAGUGUCCGAUCCAGCCUCAACACCCACAAAGCAACUGACUACAAGCACACAUCCACAACUGAAAAUAGCAUAUGGUCAUGAAAUGACUCCCCAGAGAAGGGCAUCACUGAGCAAUCAGUUCUCUGUGCAGCUAGGGGCUAUGCAACACCUAAAGGAGCAGUUGGAACGGAGGACACGGAUGUUGGAAGCAAAUAUUCAGCAGCAGCAAGAAGAACUUUGCAAAAUCCAGGAGCAGCUUCACCUUGUCCAAGGACAAGGACUUCAGAUGUUCUUGCAACAACCAACAUCAGGACUAAACUUCAAUUCAGUGCAGCUCACAACAGAAAACUCUUGCAAUAUCCAGCAACUUACAUCCAUCACACUGCAGGGGCAAAGUGUUCAAACAAAUCAGAUUCAAGGAACAAUGAAAACUGGUCCAAUUAACACUCAUCAUGUAAUGCAACAGCAACCUCUUCUCAGGGAGCAAUGCACAACUUCAGCACAGCAGGUUCAGCAGACUUUGCAAACUAACCACAGACAACAGACCUCAGUUUCCAGUCAAGAUGCCCUCACAGCCUCUCUCUAUAACACUAUGAUGAUUUCCAAGCCCAAAACCACAAAUGUUGAGCAACUUACUUCUACUUUAUCCCAAAAUUCCAACCAAAGCUGUGCAGUUAUCACUUUCACUCAGGAUAGACCGCUGCGAUUCACUCAAGACCAACAACUUGUGACAAAGCUGGUGACUGCUCCUAUGGGAUGCAGUGCAGUUAUGGUUCCAACAACAAUGUUCAUGGGUCAAGUAGUGACAUCUUAUCCCACCUUUGCCACUCAGCAGCAACAAUCUCAGACUUUGCCAUUGGCACAAGGCCAGCAAGAGCAGCAACAGGAACAAACAGCCACAGCUCCACCACAGUCCCAAACACCUGUCCAUCAGCCACAGCAAUGUUGACAGGUACCUAGAUUACCUCUCAGUAAUCAAUCCACCCAGCUUAUUCUAUCAGCCACUUUUCCUCUACAACAGAGUACUUUCACUCAUCAGCAGCUUCCCCAGCAUAGGACUGACGGUUUAUCAGAUCCUUCUAAAGCACAGCCACUGUGUGCUGAGUGCAGUCAUUUCUAAAAAUAAAAUCAACAGUAGGCACUAGCUGUAUCAGAUAACUUGUAUAAAUACAACCUUGCAGCUUUAAUUCAUUGUUAAAAGAAUGCAGUGUUCUGAAGUCAGUUGCUAACAUUGGAAGAUAGCUGGAGUAUUCUAAAUAUGGGAUUACACCAUACUCACCGUAAGGUGCUUAUAUUUACUGUAUUAUUGCAAGCUGAUCCAGCGGAAAAGAAUAAGUUAUACGGGUUUUUGAUCUGAGGACCAUGAGCUCCUUAAUACUUGAUUUGCAAUCAGCAGCUUUAUCUGUUUCAUUCUGUAAGAAUGCACUGCCAACUAUUAACCAGUGCAAACAAUUAUCAACUUCAGUAAAACAAAAGCACUAAUGUAUUGAUAGUUGUGUUUGUAAUGGCGAGAUAAGCUGCUUCUUUAACUUGGAUAGAGUAUGGUAGCUGUUGGACUGCUACCUCUACAGUGUCUGUUUCAACCAUUAUGGUGAAAAUUGAAAGGACAGUUUUGAGUGUCAGAUACUAUUUUCUGAAUGUUUUAUAAGUGUUUUCUUUAUUGUACAAAUUUUGUUUAAAUAUUGUGUAAAUAACCAGGAAAUGGCAAGUGAAAGAUUUUAUAUGAAGCAUGUAAGUGUAACCUGUUCGUAGAUUUAAAUGUUUUAACUUUUAUUCUGUAGAGAUGCAGAGGAUAUUUUGUCUUUUACUCUUAUCAUUCACUCAAGCAAAUGGCAUCUACAUGUUGACAUUUAUUUUUCAAGUACUAAUGUGUCAUUUUGUUCACUUUAUUGCUUUAUGGGAUAGAAAUGGGCUUAAAUUAUGUUAAAAUGAAUAAUCAAAUCAAUCGAAAGGCUGAUUGAGUAGAUGCCCAGUAAAAUGAUGUUUAAGAUUAUCUAUUCUGUUUUAUGAAAACAACACACCUGAAAUCUGAUGACUUUGAUUCCCUUUUCAUUCAACUUUAGUCAUAACUGAAUUGGUCAAGACUGCUACUGCAUUACAGUAUCCUGUUCCAUUUUGAUGUAAAUUAUAGCUGUAUAACGUGGUUUCUUUGCAUAAAGUGAUAAUAUGAACACUUAAUAUGCAGUAUUCUAAUACAGGUCUCUUUGUUUAGGUACGUUAAUAUUGUUUUUUUAAAUUUGAGCUUUAGUCAUUUUAAUGUCAUCAAUUCAAUAUUUUCAAUUAAUAUUAAUAAUUUUGUAUUAUGUUUUCUCAAUUAGACUUUUAACUGAAAUAUAUAAAAAUAGUGACCAAGAAAACCUUUUCUCCCCUCCCAUAUUUCCAGAGCAUUAUUAAGUAAACUAAGAGUAAGGGAAUCUACAGAUAUAGUUAAAGAGUUUUGUAAAUAUUCUGAAAAGAAGGCCUUUUGACAGAGCCCAGUUCUACACCAUAAUGUGUCAUUAAACAAACUGACAUUCCUGGAUGAUAACUUCAAACUGUUUAUGUGUGCCCGUGACUUAUAAGAAGGACAGCACCUCUAAUAAAAGAAGUUUCAAGAAAUUAAUAAUAUCUGAGUUUCCAAUAAAGGAAAAUUACGUAACCUGUUUUGUGAUCCUUGAAAAGAAAUUCUUUAUGUUCUCAGAAUUGCAAAAUAUAUCAGCACUUUUCUUUCUAUCAAGUAGUAACAUUGGUUAAGGAUAAAAAAAAUCCUAAAGCAUCAUUCAUAACCUUUCCAAUGUGGAAAUAUUGUUGUUACAAUUUUGUAAUGGUAAAAUUGGUAUUUUGUUUG